CUGGGUCUGGAUACGUCAAUCUGAUGACACCAAUUCACAGUGCUAUUCAAUGCCAUGUGAGUCAUUCGUUGCUCAGACUUGUAAUAAUUAUUCAGACGCUUCCUCCUUGGCUGCAGCACGCGCUCUCUCGCCGUUGCACUGUCGGGCACGCGCUAGUACAGCUCUGCUCGAGAUCACCUGAGCAUCAGCAUCAGAAUCAGACAAGACAAUCUCUGCUUCAGACCCCAGACCCGGUGGACGUUUCUAGGGGAAAAAUGAGACUGUCGGUCGCUUUUCGCCAUGUACAUCGGAGCCACGCCAGCAUUCGACGAGCACGAGCGGGUGUCCAAGUAUUAAACUCGGAGAACAGACUCAUAACGUUAGCUGAUAAAAGCGCGGUUUCUUAUCCAUGGAUUCGGGAGGCUAGUUCGACCAGCGGGACAGGUGAAACAGUAACGAGUUUAAAAAGUCAUCCACGAAAAAACGAUGGACCGCUGUAUCAAAGUGCUGUUAGUGACAUUGUUCAGAAGUGCAGAGAGGAGCUCAAAGCUAUCAGAGAAACCAACCCAGACCUCAAACCUACAUUGGCUAUCAUACAGGCUGGUGAAGAUGACGGUUUGCUGGAGGUGAAUAAGAAGAUGGCUGGACAGAUUGGAUUGAACGUUAUGCAGAUUUGUCUUCCACACCAGUGCACAGAGGACGAGGUGAUUGACGAGAUCUUGAGAUUAAAUGAGGAUUCUCGUGUUCAUGGCAUUUUUUUGCACCUUCCUCAGUCCUUUCUCUCCAGAAGUGUCCGUAAUGCCAUUAAGCCACAGAAAGAUGUGGAUGGGGUCUCUGAUCUUAAUGUUGGCCGUGUGGUGUUGGGGGAUCAGAGAGACGGCUUUGCUUCACCUGUAGCUGGAGCUGUGCUGGAGAUGCUUGCCAGGCACGAUGCCCCAUUGAUUGGUAAGAUGGCAGUGCUGGUGGGUGUUGAGGGACCCCUGAAGGCAACUAUUCAAUGUUUGUUGCAAAACAAUGGCAUGAUGGUGCAGACCUGCCAGUGGAGCUCAAAGCACUUGGAAAAACAGAUCAUGGAUUCGGAUGUGGUGAUAUUGUUAGAGACCGACCACAAGAGCUUCCCACCCACUUGGAUAAGACCCGGGGUGGCAGUCAUCAACCUCAGCUCAGCCCUAAUGGAAGAACACCCUGACAGUUGGGAGCACAGGGCUGAAGCUGAAUCUGGUGCAGGAGUUGGGCCUCUAAGUGCUGCGCUAAGAAUGCAGCAUGUAGUGAGGAGCAGCAGGAGGUGGAUAAAAGAACAGCAGUACCAGCCGUGGAGGCUCCGCCCACUAAAACUCCAGCCACUCUCUCCUGUGCCUAGUGAUAUAGAGAUCUCCAGGGCACAGACUCCCAAACCCAUAUCCCAGCUGGCUCAGGAGAUUGGGCUGCUUCCAGAGGAGCUGGAGGCCUACGGAAACACCAAAGCCAAAGUCCAUUUGUCCCUCCUCAACCGCCUCCAACAUCAGCCUAAUGGCAAAUAUGUCCUGGUGGCAGGUAUAACUCCCACUCCUCUGGGUGAGGGGAAGAGUACAGUGACCACAGGUCUAGUUCAGGCCCUCUCCGCUCAUCUUAAGCUCAACUCUUUUGCUUGCCUGCGACAGCCUUCCCAGGGCCCAACGUUUGGUGUCAAAGGAGGAGCGGCGGGUGGGGGAUAUGCGCAGGUCAUUCCUAUGGAGGAGUUUAAUCUCCACCUCACAGGAGACAUCCACGCUAUAACCGCAGCCAAUAAUCUAGUGGCGGCAGCUAUCGAUGCCCGCAUUCUCCAUGAAUCUACUCAAUCAGACAAGGCCAUGUACAGAAGACUAGUGCCGUCUGUUAAUGGCGUGAGAUGUUUCUCUCCUAUACAGAUGGCUCGCCUACAACGUCUUGGAAUAAACAAAUCUGACCCCAGUGACCUCACACCAGAAGAGGUCAGGGCAUUUGUCCGUCUUGACCUUGACCCUGAGAAGGUCACAUGGCAGAGAGUUGUUGAUACCAAUGACCGAUUUCUGCGUAAGAUCACUGUUGGCCAGGCUCACACUGAAAAAGGCCAUGCUCGCCAGACCCAGUUUGAUAUUGCGGUGGCCAGUGAGAUCAUGGCUAUCCUUGCUCUGACAGAUGGACUGGCUGAUAUGCGGGCCAGGCUUGGACAUAUGGUUGUGGGCAGCAACAGAAAUGGCCAGCCGAUCACUGCAGAUGACUUGGGUGUAACCGGGGCUUUGGCAGUCCUCAUGAAAGAUGCUAUCAAACCCACACUGAUGCAGACACUGGAGGGCACUCCAGUGUUUGUGCAUGCUGGACCUUUUGCUAACAUCGCCCAUGGAAACUCCUCUGUCUUGGCAGACAAGUUGGCUCUUAAACUAGUUGGAGAAGAGGGCUUUGUUGUGACGGAGGCUGGCUUUGGUGCAGACAUUGGCAUGGAGAAGUUCUUCAACAUUAAGUGUCGAACAUCUGGGCUGAAGCCUGAUGUUGUGGUGCUUGUAGCCACUGUACGGGCAUUGAAGAUGCAUGGAGGUGGACCAAAUGUUACAGCUGGUGUACCAUUGCCUAAAGAAUAUAUCAAUGAGAAUUUGCAGCUGGUUGCAGACGGAUGCAGUAACCUGAAGAAGCAGAUUCAGAUCGCUCAUCUCUUUGGAGUCCCUGUGGUUGUUGCUCUGAAUGUCUUCAAGACUGACACUCAAGCAGAGAUCGAGCUGGUGUGUCGCAUCGCAGAGGCUUCUGGGGCCUCAGCUGCUGUGCAGUGUCAUCAUUGGUCCAGAGGUGGGCGGGGCUCUGUGGAGCUGGCACAAGCUGUGAAGAAAGUAGCAUCUCAGAAGAACAAUUUCCAAUUCCUGUACAAUCUCCAGGAUUCUAUUGUAGAGAAAAUUCGGACUAUUGCACAGAAGGUCUAUGGUGCUGAUGAUAUUGAGCUUUCACCUGAGGCUCAAGCUAAGAUAGACUACUACAAUCAACAGGGUUUUGGUGCUCUUCCCAUCUGCAUGGCCAAGACCCACCUGUCUCUCUCUCAUAUGCCUGAGAAAAAAGGUGUUCCCACAGGUUUUAUCCUGCCGAUCAGAGACAUCCGUGCCAGCAUCGGGGCAGGCUUUAUCUACCCUUUAGUUGGAACUAUGAGCACCAUGCCAGGCUUGCCUACACGACCCUGUUUCUAUGACAUUGACCUUGAUCCUGUGACGGAGGAGAUAAAAGGACUCUUCUGAAGACAUGUCUGCAGUCUCACACAUGCUUUUAACCAGUGUUCCUCAGUGUCCGUGUAGGCCUCCAUUCAUAUGCCACUGAAUACAGCUCAUCCGCUGCCUUCUAGCAGUGAAACCACUGAGUGUUAGAUUGACAAACAUUCCUUCUUAUGUUUUGCACAGGGCAUUUUUUUUUUUUACCAAAUUUAACUCCAAAAUGUUAUCUACUCCAUGAAUUGUGUACUUAGCAGUGGCUUCUUGUUUUUCCAAAAAUAAUAAUAAUAAUAAUAAUUUGUAGUUGUAGGUUUGGAGACUUGGAGUUUGGAGUUUUAGACUUUACAUUUCAUUUUUCUUUCUGUAAACACUUCUGUUUACAUAGUGUUUUAGAGUUUACAAUUUAAUGACGCACAAAAGUUUUUAAACUCAUUCUAUAUAGCUAAACAUUCAAUUAAUAUUUCUGUCUUAAAUGGUUCAGAUUUCCUAUGCAAUAUGGUAACAGUAUUGAAAAAAAACUCCAUUUCUUUUCAUUUGAAUACUGUUACUAUUCUUCUUGUGUAGCAUUAAACAGUUUCAGAUGUUUUUUAUAGACAAAUAUGCCAUGUAUCUUAAGUCUGAGAUGCUUUUAUUUAGAAACUACACAAAACAAAAUUACAAGUGGUGUUAGUGGUUUGACACCUGUUUUCUCUCUCUCUCUCUCUCUCUGUUAUAAAUGAAUUGUUGCAUAGAUCUCUCUACCUGUGAAUGCACAUUUUCAGCAUGCAUGUGGGUACAUGCCAGAAAGUCUUGUUUGAGACGUUCCACUGUUAUCUGUUAUUCUGAGUCUUAAACUACAGUGCUACGUGAGUAAAGAAGAAUUCCAUUGACUGUUGCAAUAGAUAUGUAUGCUUGAAAACCUGUAUUUCCCCCAGUGAUGAUAGAUUCUACAGUGAAAAAGGCAGUCAGAAAAAGAUGACUAGCCAGACAAAAAUAAAACAACAGUACUGAA
Molecule: messenger RNA, 4155 nt
Organism: Cyprinus carpio (common carp)
Lineage: Eukaryota; Metazoa; Chordata; Actinopteri; Cypriniformes; Cyprinidae
Gene: mthfd1l
Product: methylenetetrahydrofolate dehydrogenase (NADP+ dependent) 1 like
Exons: 28
Coding region: 24-3194 (1056 amino acids)
Biological process (GO): tetrahydrofolate interconversion
Cellular component (GO): cytosol
Molecular function (GO): ATP binding; methenyltetrahydrofolate cyclohydrolase activity; formate-tetrahydrofolate ligase activity
Source: RefSeq, a predicted model, not a curated record